Blumeria graminis f. sp. triticale is the source of this 1377-nucleotide messenger RNA. The record is from the annotation of a GenBank genome assembly. NCBI's taxonomy places the organism in Eukaryota, Fungi, Ascomycota, Leotiomycetes, Helotiales, Erysiphaceae.
AUGGCAUCCUCUUCCUCAAACGUCGUCGGCGUACAUUAUCGUGUGGGUAAAAAGAUUGGAGAGGGUUCCUUUGGAGUAAUAUUUGAGGGAACCAACCUGCUAAACAAUCAGCAAGUUGCCAUCAAAUUUGAGCCUCGAAAGAGCGACGCUCCACAACUACGAGAUGAAUAUCGAACCUACAAGAUACUCGUAGGGUGUCCUGGGAUUCCAAAUGUCUAUUAUUUUGGUCAAGAAGGUCUCCAUAAUAUUCUUGUGAUUGAUCUGUUAGGGCCAUCUCUGGAAGAUCUCUUCGAUCAUUGCAACAGAAGAUUUACUACAAAAACAGUGGUUAUGGUGGCCAAGCAAAUGCUCUCCCGCGUUCAAACUAUCCACGAAAAAAAUCUGAUAUAUCGCGACAUCAAGCCCGACAAUUUUCUUAUUGGACGCCCGGGAUCUAAAGCAGCUAAUGUCGUCCAUGUUGUCGAUUUUGGUAUGGCUAAGCAAUACAGAGACCCAAAGACAAAACAACACAUUCCAUAUAGAGAAAGAAAGUCUCUCUCCGGAACUGCACGAUAUAUGAGCAUUAACACCCAUCUGGGAAGAGAACAAUCAAGAAGAGAUGACCUAGAAGCAUUAGGGCAUGUUUUUAUGUAUCUCCUAAGGGGUGGGCUUCCAUGGCAAGGACUAAAGGCUGCAACUAAUAAGCAAAAAUACGAAAAAAUUGGAGAGAAAAAACAGACUACAUUGAUUAAGGAUCUCUGCGACGGAUUUCCCGAGGAAUUCAAUAAGUACUUGACCUAUGUUAGAAACCUUGGAUUUGAGGAUACGCCGGACUAUGAUUACAUGCGUGACCUUUUUACUCAAGCUCUGAAAAAUACUGGUGAAGUAGAGGACGGCGAGUACGAUUGGAUGAAGCUUAACAACGGAAAGGGAUGGGAGGCAAGGGGUCCUUCAGGUCAUCUUUCAUACCACGCCGCAGCAGCUCAAGGAGCCUCCAACCGGGACCUCCAUGGAACCCCUAGAACCGGGAAUCACGCUGCUGGAAGACAUCUUACUUCUGAUCGCCUGAAUGCGGCCCAGCCUGCACCCCCAUCUCCUAUGGCUAAACCUGCAAUAGGUAAAGCACGCGAUCGAUCAAAUGUACCAGGCCUAAUGCCGAAACAUGGCGUUGGAGCAAUAGGAGGUCUUCAAGACGUCGUCACGAUAACUGGCUCGGCCCAAGCACAAUUCCAAAAUAGCUCAACUCAUAUACCACAGAGGAUGACAACACAAACGAAUAUGGAUACACAAGAACAUUCGCGGCGGCCGCACGAGAAAAAACCUUCCGGCUUCGCAAAGCUAAUGAGUCUCAUAUGUUGUGGCUCUCUUAAUAAUAAUAAAGACAACCAAGGCAACUAA